CUCAGCUAUGGCGGACGGAGUUCCUCGAGUGAAUUUGCAGUCUUCAUUUGAUGAGGCGUGGACGACGACAAGACCGAUGGGAGUAGGACCUCCACCUGGAUUCUCCGGACCUUCGCAAACACCGGUGACCCCGACGCCGAUGCCCCAGGGUACAUCGAUCUUGGGUGAAGGAGCAGGCACGAGUAGAGAGCACGAAACUCGUGAGGUGGUAUCAGCGGCAGUCCUCACUCCGUUGCAAGCGGGUCCAGUCGUGACGCAGCAGGUAGGGCCAACAGCGCAGGCCAUGAUGCCGCCAACAGGAGGAGCACCCCAACCCCCUGCUCAGCAAGUAGUGGCCAUGACGAGAGAAGAAGUGCAGAGGAUGGUGGCCGAUGCGGCAGCACAGGCUGUUGAAGGGAGGCCGGAAAGACGUGCUCGAGGACACCCAUUCUCGAGGGAAAUCUUAGCUGCGCCGUUACCUGCGAGUUUCCAGGAGAUAAACCUGAUUUUCGAUGGAUCGAGCGACCCGUCGAGGCACGUGAGAGCAUUCGAAAACAUGUCCGUCUUACACGGAUACUCAGAUCCGGUCAGCUGCAGGGCCUUCCUGUCGACCUUACGGGGGGGCGCGCUCGACUGGUUCCAUCAAUUAGCUCCAGGUUCGAUCAGAAACUUUGAGGAUUUCGCAGGACAACUUACUAAUCAAUACUCAAGUGCGGUCGCCCAGGAGAAGACAUACCUUACACUGAUGGCAAUGAGACAAGGUGAGAAAGAAUCCUUACGGAAAUAUGUUGCUCGAUAUAAUCAGGUGUGUCUGGAGGUGCCCACGGCGGGUGACAAGGUGAAAGCAGGAGGAUUGAUUAGAAGUCUACGGCCAGGACCAUGUCGAACGUCGCUGGCAAAGACGCCUGCUCGAACUUACGAUGAGGUGCUCAAAAGAUGCAAGAAGUACAUUAACUUGGAAGAAACGGAAGCAGAGUUUGCCAAGCUCGAGGACGUUGUGAAACCUGAGCAGAAGAAGGGAAAGACGAGCUCGCCCAGGAGGGGAUCACCUAGGAAAAAUUCCCCAACAGGAGGAUCUUUUAAGAGGCCGUCGCCCAGGAGGGAUGGACGAAAUUCCUUUCGAGCAGAAGAUGCGGAAGGAAUCUUGUUACCCCACAAUGACGCACUGGUCAUCACAGCCGAAGUGGCAGGGUUCGAUGUGAAAAGAGUGUUCAUCGACACGGGGAGCUCAGUCGACGUGAUGUUCUACGAUUGUUUUGCGCAGAUCAACAAACACCUGAAUCUGGAAUUGAAACCGGUGGCUACAGCUUUAUACGGAUUUAACGGUGGAGAGGUAAUGCCAAUGGGCGAAGUGAGCCUGACCGUAGCAUUGGGGUCGGGCGAUUCGAGGAAAGUGAGAAUGAUCCGGUUUGUGGUGGUCGGAGCAGAAUCGUCUUACAAUAUCAUUUUAGGGCGGACAGGUUUAAAUGCGUUCCAAGCGGUCGUGUCUACCUACCACAUGACAAUCAAAUAUCCUUUGGGGGAAAAUGUAGGCGAGAUUGCGGGGGACCAGCUCACAUCGAGGA
This is a messenger RNA of Striga hermonthica, 1544 nucleotides long. Lineage: Eukaryota; Viridiplantae; Streptophyta; Magnoliopsida; Lamiales; Orobanchaceae. The record is from the annotation of a GenBank genome assembly.